CUAUAACAACCUGGAUGGUUAUUGUCGUCUUUGUUCCGGAAGACACAACAUCCACAGUUUUCAAAUAUAAUUUAAAACACGAGGAGUUGAGUUUAUAGCAAAAAGUUCUAUUUUGGUUUCAUCUGACCACAUGACAUUCUCCCAAUCCUCUGCUGUAUCAUCCAUGUAUCCAUUUUGGUAUCAACUCAACUGGUGGUGUUUGGAGGAAGAAGAAUACUGAGUUGCAUCCCAAGAACACCAUACCUACUGUGAAGCAUGGGGGUGGAAACAUCAUGCUUUGGGGCUGUUUUUCUGCUAAGGGGACAGGACGAUUGAUCCGUGUUAAGGAAAGAAUGAAUGGGGCCAUGUAUCCUGAGAUUUGGAGCCAAAACCUCCUUCCAUCAGUGAGAGCUUUGAAUGCUUGACCAAAUACUUAUUUUCCACCAUCAUUUACAAAUAAAUUCUUUAAAAUUAUUACAAUGUGAAUUAAAGUGUUUGCCACAUUCUGUCUGUCACAGUUGAAGUGUACCUAUGAUGAAAAUGACAGACCUCUGUCAUCAUUUGAAGUGGGAGAACUUAGGGACGGCGUGGCGCAGUGGCGCAGUGGGAGAGUGGCCGUGCACAACCCGAGGGUCCCUGGUUCAAAUCCCACCUAGUAACAACCUCGUCACGUCCGUUGUGUCCUGAGCAAGACACUUCACCCUUGCUCCUGAUGGGUGCUGGUUGGCGCCUUGCAUGGCAGCUCCCUCCAUCAGUGUGUGAAUGUGUGUGUGAAUGUGGAAGUAGUGUCAACGUGCUUUGAGUACCUUGAAGGUAGAAAAGCGCCGUACAAGUACAACCUAUUUAUCAUUUUAACUUGCACAAUGGGUGGCUGACUAAAUACUGUUUUUCCCCCCAGUUUGCAGCAUUUAGGGCCGGUGCAGUUUUGACAAGUGAGUGAUCAAGUCCACAAGAUGUUUGCAAAGGCAGCAUCCGGCAGUGGCGUUCAAGGACCUUGUGCUGUCCGAGACAGAUUAUUUCAUUGAUGAUGUGACAUUCAAGGCACUAAGAAUGUUACAUUGUCUACUGGUUUGGUCCUUGGGACUGGUUUGACACCCCGGGACCAUAGGAGCAUCAAUUCUGCAUCUAACGACUGUGACCCACAUACGCGGCGGUCAUGUGACCAGGUCUUAGCCAAUUGUGUGAGAGGUGGUGAGAAUACAAAAUCGCCUCAGUCCUGUUUUGGACCUCAAGUGUCUGCUCUUAUCUGAAAGACGUGAUGGAGCAACAGAGGCUGCUGAAGUCCGGCUGCCAGCUCUCAGGGGUCCGCACGCCACCCGUACGCCGCAGCAGCAAGCUGGCAAGCCUGGGACGCAUUUUCAAGCCCUGGAAAUGGAGGAAAAAGAAAAACGAGAAACUGAAGCCGUCCGCAGCGGUGGAGAAGAAGCCGGCUUUAGGACCGCAGCAAGAUGACCUCAUCCAAGAGGAGCUGGAGACAGAGUCAGAUCUUGCUUGUGGCGGCAACAGCGAAGACCAGGAUACCCCAACUCACUCGGACGGCGAGGAAAGAGACGAGGAGCCCAUGGUGCUGCUGGCCGGCACCACUGAAGACGUGGACAGUCUUUUACAAACAUCAACAGUAGAAGAUGUCGACAAGACGGAGGAUUCCAAAAGGCCAGCAGAGCCCGCCGAGAGUGACAUCGCAGACCAGGGCGUGCCGGGGGACUCCUGUGACGAGAACUUGCAGGUGGGGAGGGUGGAGGCCCCCGAGAGCAGAAAGGAGGUGAGCCAUCCUCAGAGACGAGCCAGCACCCCACCAGGACCCAACCUGCCAGUCCGAGUGCUCACCAGACUGGGCAGUCUCGAUGGUGCACCUCCGCUCAGAGUGAAAAAGUCCCCGGCCACCUUACCCAGGAACUUCACGCUUCCCAAAGACCCGCAUGGCUCCCUGCUGAGAGGCCGCAUGUUGACUCCCACCGGCUCCCCCCACCUUGGCGGACUACAUCCUCAGCUGCCCCCCAGUUGCAUAAUUGAGGAACUUCAUCGUGCCCUGGCCACUAAGCAUCGAAAGGACAGCUUCCAGAUGACGGAGGUUCGUGCAUCUCCCAAGCGCAGACUCGACAGUCGCCUGUCACGCGCCUCCAGCACUGAGAGGGGACCCGGUUGUGAGCCGGAGCGCAAGAAGCAGUCCGACGAGAACAAGGAGAACCGGCGUCUGGACGAGUACUUCAGUGACCAGGACAGCUGGAACCAGUCGGUGAUCUCUGGGAGCCUCCCGCGCAGGAUGAGGAAGGAACUUCUGGCCGUGAAACUCCGGAACCGACCGAGCCAGCAGGAGCUGCAGGACCGCAACAUCUUCCCCGUCCGCAGUGACCAGGAGCGCCAGGUCAUCCGUCAGCAGAUAGAGAUGAAGCUGGCCAAGAGACUGAGCCAGAGACCCGCGGUGGAGGAGCUGGAGAGUCGGAACAUCUUAAAACAAAGAAAUGACCAAACUGAACAGGAAGAGAGGCGGGAAAUCAAACAACGGCUGAACAGAAAGCUCAACCAGCGGCCGACGGUGGACGAGCUGAGGGACAGAAAGAUCCUCAUUCGUUUCAGUGACUAUGUGGAAGUGGCCAAAGCUCAGGACUACGACAGGCGAGCAGACAAACCCUGGACCAGACUGUCUGCUGCUGAUAAAGCCGCCAUACGGAAGGAACUGAAUGAGUUCAAAAGCACGGAGAUGGAGGUUCAUUCUUCGAGCAAACAUCUGACAAGGUUCCAUCGGCCUUAGCAAGAGUUCUUCUGUGAAGAGCUGCUGAUAUUUGGUUCAGUGUGUGAAACCCUUGCACAGAGUCUUCCAUGUGUACUGUCCCACAGUCAGUGGGUGUCCUGAUAUUCUGAUGUAUCCAGCAAACCUUGGAGGCUAUGUCUCUCGAAAAGAGCCGGCGAGUGGACAGAAAGACCAAGCAAAACCUACUCAGAGGAGCACUGACCUUCAUUUUUUCUAAUCAGACUCUUUUGAAAGACUUUCUUUACAACGCCACAGGGGGCAAAGGUGCAAGCGGCCCGUUGGCCCAGUUCUUGUUGGAAACGUUGUCACCCACCCCCACCGUCUUGUCACCCGACUCACACCUGGUUCAGUUGACGAGUUUCAUAUCGACAGCAUUAAUGUUCUUAAAAAGGAACCUUUGUUUGUGUACAAGACGACAACCCUUUGUAAGCACUAUUUAUUGUCUGCACAAUACAGGUUUUCUAUUUGUAAGACUCA
Messenger RNA from Nerophis ophidion (straightnose pipefish), 3208 nucleotides. It is a transcript of the gene phactr3b, whose product is annotated as phosphatase and actin regulator 3b. Gene Ontology annotation, molecular function: actin binding. Lineage: Eukaryota; Metazoa; Chordata; Actinopteri; Syngnathiformes; Syngnathidae. Gene Ontology annotation, biological process: actin cytoskeleton organization. The coding region runs from base 1238 to 2731 and encodes 497 amino acids. The transcript is spliced from 13 exons. The record is from RefSeq and is a predicted model, not a curated record.